Messenger RNA from Marchantia polymorpha subsp. ruderalis, 1623 nucleotides. Lineage: Eukaryota; Viridiplantae; Streptophyta; Marchantiopsida; Marchantiales; Marchantiaceae. The record is from the annotation of a GenBank genome assembly.
CCUCCACUGGAGGGCCUCCAGUUAACGACCCCGUCCAGUGGCUGAGUCCAGGAGGGCCGCUCGGAGGGAUGACCCUCAGAUCGAAAGGCCGACAGUGUACUUCUGUCGUCGCAACGUCGCGGCUCGAAAGCGAACGACCUUCGCCAUGCUCGAGAUUUGGAGUCUCGACCGCUUUCGAGCCAUGACCUCGCCUCGCACCGGCCGUCUGCUGAAGUUCAGGAUCACUUCGCCCUCUUUGCAGUUGACUCACUCGUUCGCUGUUGCGGAUUGAUGUCACAAGUUUUUGAAUAUGAUUGUUGCCUGCUGCUAGUUGACGACUAACGUCGGCUGACGUCGAUUUUAAUCGUGAUGGAUCUGAUUCAGUCCCACGACACAGUGAAGAUUUCGGGUAUAAGAGCUCCGAUGGGCGGAAGGCAACUCCAGUGUCUGAAAUCUGCCGGAAACAAGUCAAUUCUGUGCAGGAUUGAAGAGGUGAGCACAAGAGUCACAGCGGACUCGAAGAGCUAACGGGGUUUACAAAUCCUGAUCUGAUCGGCAACUUGUACCCAACAGACCGACCAACCAAAAGAUGAGCUCUCCCUCUUCCAAUUUGGUGGAAUGGUUCGGGCUUAGCUCAGAUAGAAGCUGAUGUGAUGAACGAGGAGGACAGCUGAGUGACAGAUUGAGGUACGGACGCACGAGGUUAAAACGGCUCUGGAGAUUUCGCGGGGAGAAUGGAAGCUCUCGAGGCAGAGAAGGAGCAUGUCAAAGAUACUCAGUCCCAAGAGAAGACUGGAUGGACCUGGUGGUGGCUGAGCAGGAGAAUUCGGUCACGGGGGUAUUCUGCCUCCGAGAAAUUCCAGUCAAACCUUCUUCUCGUUCCUCUUUUAGCAAUUUUGGACGCAGUUUACUGGUGCGCGGUGGGGCUAGAAACGCUGGCCCUGGUUUUGAUCGUUUUGGUGGCUCUGACUCCAGGUGUUGCGGUACUAUGGUUUCUAGCCCUUCAUCUUUGUCCACCCAUCCCCAAGCAUCAAACUGGAAUCGAUGUCUUCUUCUCUUUGUUCUACUCUCACAACGAUCGUCUCGGCCGCCAAGCCAUUUUUGCACUGAGCACUGUACUCCUUUUCUUCGUACUCAGAUACCUCGAUGACUGCGUCACGAAGAAGGAUCCACGAUCAAAUGUCAUCAUCUGGUGUUUUGACGUCGCGAAGCGGUUUCCUCCUGUUCCAAGUUUCAUUGCCUCUGUUGCACUUCAUCUCCUGUUUUCCGCAAUCGCUGCCGUCUUCUUUUUCGCUUCCAACGCUGCAUUAUUCUUUGUCACUUUCUUCUUCAUCUCCGUUCCAAUCUGGAUACUGAUCUUCAUCUUGGAUAUGUCGCCCUACAUCUCCUGGUACAUCUUGCUGCCAUUGGUUUUGUUUUCACUUCUCUUGCUUCUUUCUUUGUCUCGUCGAAUCAUGCACUGUUAUCGGGCCAAAGGAAGAUCGGAUCUGAAAGUAUAGGCCGAAAUGUUUAUGUUCGUGAUCAACCGAUUCUUGAGGCAUCUCAUGAGCAUUGUAAUCUUUUGGCUGACGCUACUCCAGCCCAGUAAUUGAGCACCUUUAGUUCUUCUCAUUCGGAAUGAACCUUGCAGAAGCUUUUGUGUCU